Molecule: messenger RNA, 1390 nt
Organism: Cololabis saira (Pacific saury)
Lineage: Eukaryota; Metazoa; Chordata; Actinopteri; Beloniformes; Belonidae
Gene: epcam
Product: epithelial cell adhesion molecule
Exons: 9
Coding region: 221-1141 (306 amino acids)
Cellular component (GO): membrane
Source: RefSeq, a predicted model, not a curated record
CUGAACAUCAGCAACUAAACACUAAAUCAUCCUCGACUCAGGACUGAACAGGUUCGACAGGACACACCUGAAAAAGGAGGAGGAGACACACCUGAAGAAGAGGAGACACAUUAGUUGUUUUUCACUCAGUCUCGGACCUUUGCAGACGACGGACGCUGUUUCUGCUGCUUCUUAACAAUAAAGUCUGACUUUUUUAAGCUUUUUAAGAACCAUUUUCACCAUGAAGGUGUGGAUCUUGGUGGUUCUGGCCUCCCUGGCGGCUGCAGCAUCCGCGCAGUGUGGAUGUAAAACGAUGAAGUGGGCCACCUGCGAGGGAGCGCCGCCGUCGUGCAACUGUCACGUCAUGGUCGGCGAUGGCCAGAAACAAACUCUGGACUGCGAGAAAUUGGUGCCCAAGUGCUUCCUGAUGAAGGCGGAGAUGUACCGGGCCAGGAAGGGCCUGAGCACCCGUACCGGGGGCAAGCCGGUGGAGUCGGCCUUCGUGGACAACGACGGCAUCUACGACCCCGAGUGCGAGAACGACGGCAAGUUCAAGGCCAAGCAGUGCAACAACACGGAGCAGUGCUGGUGCGUGAACAGCGCCGGCGUGCGCCGCACCGACAAGGGAGACAAGGAGCUCAAGUGUGAGAAGCUGGUGGAGACUUACUGGGUCCGUCUCCAGCUGACGCACAAAGAAAUGAAGGCCAAGGUGGAUGAAACCAAACUAAAGGGCGCCAUCAGCGCGGCCAUCAAGCAGCGCUACUCCAUGGACGAGAGCUUCGUCAAGGAGAUCAAGUACGACCCUGAAGCCCGGCUGAUCGUUGUGGAUGUGAACAAGGAGAAAGGAGAGCGCAUGACGGACCUGAGCCGCAUGGCCUAUUACAUGGAGAAAGACGUGAAGGUGCUGCCCCUCUUCACCUCCCAGGAGACGUUCAGCCCCCAGGUGGACGGCCAGAAGCUGGAGAUGGAGAACAUCCUGGUGUACUAUGUGGACGAGGAGAACCCCACCUUCACCAUGAAGAACCUGCCGGCGGGCAUCAUCGCCACCAUCGUGGUGGUGGUGGUCGUCGUGGUGGCCGGACUCCUGGCCCUGGUGUUUUUGAGGAAGCGGCUCUCCAAGCGGUACAGCAAGGCCCAGCAAAGGGAGAUGGAGCCCAUGUGAGGCGGCAGGAGUCUUUUGGUUGGACUUCCUUCGUUGCACCGGGAGUGGAUCCUUUUGUACCUUUACUGCUGAAUUGAGACGUCUAGGAUGGAUUUGUUUUUUUAGUUACUGGUUGGCACUAAUAUGGGUUCCAACUUAUUUAUGUUAAAUCUGAAAUGCAUCAUCCAGUCUACUGUACAUGCCAUACUGCUUUUAAAUGUGCCUUUUUAAUGUAAGAACCUGUUUGGAUUAAACUACUAUUGUACAGAU